Erinaceus europaeus (western European hedgehog) is the source of this 1932-nucleotide messenger RNA. RefSeq names its product phosphodiesterase 9A (gene PDE9A). The record is from RefSeq and is a predicted model, not a curated record. Gene Ontology annotation, molecular function: 3',5'-cyclic-GMP phosphodiesterase activity. Gene Ontology annotation, biological process: cGMP catabolic process. The transcript is spliced from 19 exons. The coding region runs from base 114 to 1727 and encodes 537 amino acids. Lineage: Eukaryota; Metazoa; Chordata; Mammalia; Eulipotyphla; Erinaceidae.
CCACCCCCUGGUCUCUUCCUGCCUUUUGUGCCUCUGCUGAGGCCGGUGACUAAGGCAGAUGGGGGGGGGGGGGUCUCUGGCAGAUGUGAGACACCCCCAGGCCCCCUAGUGAAAUGAGGGUGCCUGGCUCAUGUGCUGGGGAGCCCUGGAAGGCAAUCCCCCAUCAGUCGGUUCCAGGGAGAAUCCGGGUGGUCUUCAGCAGGUACUGCAACUCCAGUGACAUCAUGGACCUCUUCUGCAUCGCCACGGGGUUGCCCAGACACACCACAAUCUCGCUGCUGACCGCGGACGACGCCAUGGUGUCCAUUGACCCCACCAUGCCCUCCAACUCCGCGCGAACCCCCUACAAGGUCAGGCCCGUGCCCAGCAAACAGCUCUCAGAGCGCGAGGAGCUGGUGCAAGGUGUGAUGGCGCAGGUGGCUGAGCAGUUCUCCAGAGCCUUUAAACUCAGUGAGCUGAAGGCCGAAGUCACCAGCCAGCUGACCGUGCUGGAGCGCCGCGUGGAAGUGGAGGCUCUGAGGGCCGUGGAGAUCGAGAAAUGCAAGACGGACAUCAGAAGGAUGCGUGAGGAGCUGGCAGCCAGGAGCAGCAGGACCACCUGCCCCUGUAAGUACAGCUCUGUGGACAGCAGCAGAACGCUGGGCCCUCGGCGAGAUGUCCCCACUUACCCCAAGUACCUGCUUUCCCCCGAGACCGUGGAUGCCUUACGCAAGCCCACCUUUGACGUCUGGCUGUGGGAGCCCAACGAGAUGCUGAGCUGUCUGGAGCACAUGUACCAGGACCUGGGCCUCGUGCGGGACUUCAGCAUCCACCCCGUGACGCUCAGGAGGUGGCUGAUGUGCGUGCAGGACAACUACAGACAGAACUCCUUCCACAACUUCCGCCACUGCUUCUGCGUCACCCAGAUGAUGUACAGCCUGGUCUACGUGUGCGGGCUGCAGGAGAAGCUGUCCCAGCUGGACAUCCUGGCGCUGAUGACAGCGGCCAUCUGCCACGACCUGGACCAUCCCGGCUUCAACAACACGUACCAGGUCAACGCCCGCACGGAGCUGGCCGUGCGCUACAACGACGCGUCCCCGCUGGAGAAUCACCACUGCGCGGUGGCCUUCCGCAUCCUGGCGCAGCCCGACUGCAACAUUCUGGCCGGCCUGGCCCCCGAGCGCUUCAGGCAGAUCCGCCAGGGCAUCAUCACGCUGAUCCUGGCCACCGACAUGGCGCGGCACGGGGAGAUCAUGGAGGCCUUCAAGGACGCGGUGGCCGGCUUCGACUUCAGCAACGAGGAGCACCGGACCCUGCUGAAGAUGAUCCUCAUCAAGUGCUGUGACAUCUCCAAUGAGGUCCGGCCCCCCGAGGUGGCGGAGCCCUGGGUGGACUGCCUGCUGGAGGAGUACUUCACGCAGAGCGACCAAGAGAAGGAGGAAGGCCUCCCGGUGGCCCCUUUCAUGGACCGAGAAAAGGUGACCAAGGCCACCGCCCAGAUCGGCUUCCUCAAGUUCGUCCUCAUCCCCAUGUUCGAGGCCGUCACCGAGCUCUUCCCGGUCGUUGGGGAGGUCAUGCUGAAGCCCCUCUGGGCAGCCAAGGACCGUUACGAGGAGCUGAGGCGGUCAGAGGACGCCCGGACAGAGAACAGGGAGCCCCUGACCCUCCAGAAUGAGCCCCAGCCAGACAGGACGGAGCCACAGCCCCAGAGGAUCGGGCAGGGUGACCCAGUAGCCAGCCAGGCCUGAGGGAAGGCGGCUCCAGCCAGGUCCUGAACUGACACUGAGUCCCCGUGUCCCUCCGGCAGGACAAGAUUCGGCCCCCAGCCCCAAGACGCCUUUUCUGGGGACUCUCACCUUCCCCUAUGAGCCCUGAGAAGGGGGCCCGUGCGACUGUACAGUGUUUUUAUUUUAAAUUGUCUUUUUAAUAAUAUAUUCUUGUAUAGAAAUAGUG